This is a messenger RNA of Malaya genurostris, 14611 nucleotides long. RefSeq names its product maternal protein pumilio (gene pum). The transcript is spliced from 13 exons. Gene Ontology annotation, cellular component: cytoplasm; nucleus. Gene Ontology annotation, molecular function: mRNA 3'-UTR binding. Gene Ontology annotation, biological process: post-transcriptional regulation of gene expression. The record is from RefSeq and is a predicted model, not a curated record. The coding region runs from base 1332 to 5204 and encodes 1290 amino acids. NCBI's taxonomy places the organism in Eukaryota, Metazoa, Arthropoda, Insecta, Diptera, Culicidae.
AGGCGCUCAUCAGACGUUCAGCUUCAGACAGACAGACAGAGAAGUCGCGAAAAAACAAAUGGCGUAACAUCGUACAUUCGAAACGGGACGAGACCGAACUAGAGUUUGUGUAAAGAAGGACAGUGCGCUCGUUUUUAGCUAGAAGAAAUCAGAAUUCAUAGUCAGGAAUGCGGUUCGACUCCUGUUUCGUAUGAAAGUAAAGUUAUCUGUUGUAUUUAUCCGGUGUAUAAUAUAAUCCAACUUAUUUUAGCUGUAUAUUUUGUAUAGUGCAACUUUUCGGAUAACAUCCGCAGUGAACAGCAAAACUAUCUCGCGGCGAAAUAGAUAUCCGUGUCCAAAUUGUACAUAGAUUUUAUGUGUCUGAAACGGACGGGAAAUUCUCGAUGCCAAGCGAUAAUUGAAGCAUAUAUUACGCAUUUCCGGGAGGAAAAAUUCUCCCUGUACAGUUAGUGAUAGACAUUUUUCGGUAUUUUCACGUUCCCAUCUACCGGAGCCGUGUGUGCGAGCGAGAAACAAAGCGCUUCUGGAAUAUCCAGUCCGACCGAUUCCGCGGGUGAACAAGAAGAACAACACCUUCCGAUGAGAACGUGAAGAACGGUGGCAAGAAGUGCGGUUUUCCCUAUCGGAUCGCGAGUCCCAAGAGCCCAUCAAGUGCGUACUGCGAGUGAUUGUGUGCGUGUGGUUCUACUUCUGGAUCUUGAAAGAGCCCAUAAAAUAGCACAGUGGGCAUUGGUGGCAGACACGGGCGUGGAAGUGGCUGGUGCAAAAAGUGACCUCUGGAUGCAUCCAUCUCGCGAAGGAAGAAAAGCAUAAAGGAGUACCUUCACUAGUGGCCGUGGAAAAGAGAGGAGGCGAAGCAGUGUUUGUGUGUGUGCUUGGAGCUUCCGGAAGAGUCCCGGAUUGAUGAAGUUGCAGAUGUGUGCUAUGGCCAAGCAGUAGAAUCCUUGUGCCCGGGAAAUACAGUGCGAUUGUUUUUUUGUGUGGAUACAACGAAAAAAAAAGUCAUCCAGUGACCCUAAGUGAAGAGGAUAAGUACGCACCGCGCUUAGUUUGAAAACGGGCGACUUCGGUACGGUCUGUUGUGUGCGUGCGAAUAUUGUUACACUGGUAGAGUGGUGGAAAAGUGUACCGCAGUGCAAGCUGAGUGAUAAACCGCGACCAAGCAACAACAAAUUGUGAAUUUGUUUUCAAACAACCGGGGAGGAGCGACCACAACAAAGGAAGCAUCUUAUCUUUUCUUCGCGGAACAACUCGAGCAGGUCGUGUAGAUCUGACCACGAGUUUGAUUGGGCGUAAAGCUGCACUAUCCACUCGAGCCAGAGGCGGCUGCUAUGAAGCUGCUUGGGGGCCAUGACGAUGGCGGCGGACGGGGAGCGCCUAUCCGGUCACAGGACGACGCCGCAGUGGGCUACGUUUUUCAGCGGCAUCCAAACGAGACCGAGUUCAAUCAGUUUGCUCAAAAGCAGUCCCGGUGGGCUUCCGGGGACGACGCCAUCAUCGAUAACCAAGACAAAUGGAAAUACAAUCCGACCCUUACCAACAACAGUACGGGCGGAUUGCUUCCACCGCCGACCAUGCCUUCGAUGAACAAACAUCAAGCACAUCAGCAAAUGCAGGCCCAGCAACAGCAGCAGCAGCAACUGCCAAUGAUUAACCAUCCUUCCCAGCUGGCGAACCAUUUGAGCCACCAGAACCAUCUCAACCAGACAAUGCUCAAUCACACUGCCAUGGGCAAUGCGGCGGCAGCAGCAGCGGCUGCCGGCGGUAUGCCAACGAUGCAAAUGCCAAUGCAGGGCGCCGGAAUGUACGAUCACCUGCACCCGCCGAAUGUGAAUGUCAAUGGCGUUGUGCCGAAACAUCCGCAGGGCCAGGAGCAGUUAGUUUUUCUCGGUGGUGGACAGCAGUACGGUGUCCUGGCUCCCCAGAAUCAGUACAUCGCGAGGAACAACGCAGCGAUCACCACAUCAGCAACUAAAAAGCUCUGGGAAAAGGGUGGCAGUAACGAUGUUAAGGUGGCCACCGGAGCGACUGGGCCGCUGGCUCCCCUGCAGUUGCAUGGAUCCACUGAUCAUCAGGUAUGGCGUGACUCAACAUGGUCCUCGCAGGGUGACGCGAUAUUGGCAUCGAGGCGCAUUUUCCCACACGCUCCGGACACGAAUCCGACUGGAUCGACGGGAAUCUUGAGUCCACGCGAUUCUACCGGAGGUCUUGGUGUAAAAAUGGUUGAAUAUGUCCUCGGUGGAUCACCGACAAAUAAGGAAAGUCCGCUUGCUAGCUUAGAACCUCGUUUUAAGGGAUUGAAAUUUGAUGAUAAUGACAAGACAUCUGACGACAAAGACAAAGCCAACUCGCCAUUCGAAUCGAACGGUUUGAAGAAGGAGGAAGUAAACUCGACCAACGGAGUGGUGAUCGUAAAUGGAAUUGAUGACGACAAAGGAUUUAAUUACAUUUUUACUUCCAGUCGCACUCCCGGUUCCCGCCAACCGUCGCCGGCGGAGGAGCAUGUUCCGCGCGGCUCGAACCUACUGGACGCCCCGUCGCACCACGGUUCUGGCUUCCCUCAGCAUCCCUCGUUACACCACAUGCUCGGUUCGGCUGCUGCCGCCGCUGCAGCCGCAGUUGGUGCCGGUGGUGGUGCAAACGAUGUGGCCCAGCAGGCUGCUGCGUUGGGUUCCUACCAUCCCCAGAUGAUCAACCAGAUGAGCCAAAUGAAUCAGCUCAGUCAGAUGAAUCAAAUGAAUCAGCUUAACCAGAUGCAGAGUCACGUGAUGAACGGCGUAGGAGGGAUUCCGCAGAUUACGCAGAGUCAAAUGGUUAACCAACCCGGUCAGGGCCAUAACCAGAUUGAAUCAUCUGCUAAUCUGUUGCAGCAGCCACACAACUUUGAUGUACAGCAACUAUUCAGAUCAAAUCCAGGCCUCACAGCUGCCAACUCGGCAGUCCCGGGUGCACCGAACGGACAGCCACUGCCACAGUCAGCUCUCUCAUUAACUGCCCAGCAGCAACAGUUUCUAGCGCAGCAAAAUGCGGCAUAUGCAGCGCAACAGGCUGCACCGUAUGUCAUCAAUCCUGGCCAGGAUCCGUCACCGUACAUGGGUACUCUCAUCACUGCCGGUGUGCCACAGUACUACGGAAUGGCGGCCGGACCCUGGGGAGUGUAUUCUACCAAUCUGAUACCGCAACAGCAGUCACAGCCCCGAAGACCACUUACACCCUCACAACAGGGCGCCGAAAAUCAACCCUACCAGGUGAUAUCGGCAUUCUACGAUCAGAGUGGUUCGCUAGUGAUGGGUCCACGUACUGGAACACCCAUGCGAUUGGUGAGUCCGGCGCCCCCGGUGCUCGUACCGCCAGGUGGACCCCGAGCUCCACAGGCACCGCCAGCCAUCUACCCACCACAGCCGCAGACGGCCCAGCAGAACAUGUACUCCGCACAGAACGGAUCCAACGUUGGAGGUCUUGCCUUGAGCACAUCGUCACUGACCGCCCGGAGGGACUCGUUUGAUCGGAACACAUCAGCCUUCAGUCCGUCACUGGAUUACACAUCGGCAUCCACCAACGCCGUGGUGACUAAUGCUGCGGCAGCGGCUGCAGCUGCUGCCCGCAAGUGGCCCGUUGGGGCCGGUAGCUACGGUUUGAGUGCGGUGACAUCGGCUAGCCCUCUCGGUACCUCCAUUACUCCUCCACCUGUGUCCGGAUUGGGUGCUCUGGUUACUAGUCGCGCUCCGGGAGCUGAGACCAAGUACCGUCAGGUGAAUCCACUGGCACCCGGUAUCUCUGCCAAUACUAUGUUCGGGUCCAGUAAUUCGCUGUUUUCCAAACUACCCGGAUCAGUAGUACGGCCAACGGCAGCUGCGGCUGCUGCCGUAGCGGCUGUGGCCGCAGCCGCUCCUGGAUUGGAUCGUCCACCGGGACGAUCGCGAUUGUUGGAAGACUUCCGGAACCAGCGCUAUCCUAAUCUACAGCUGCGAGAUCUUACCAAUCACAUCGUAGAAUUCUCCCAGGAUCAGCAUGGCUCAAGAUUUAUUCAGCAAAAACUUGAACGGGCAACGGCUGUAGAGAAACAGUUGGUUUUCACUGAAAUUUUAGGCGCUGCGUAUAGCCUAAUGACGGACGUGUUUGGUAAUUAUGUUAUUCAAAAAUUCUUUGAGUUCGGAUCCCCCGAACAGAAACAACAACUCGCACAGCAGGUGAGGGGUCAUGUCCUUCCGCUGGCACUUCAAAUGUACGGUUGCCGAGUGAUUCAGAAGGCUCUAGAAAGCAUUCCUGCCGAACAACAGCAGGAAAUUGUUCGUGAACUAGACGGUCACGUGCUCAAAUGUGUUAAAGAUCAAAAUGGAAAUCACGUCGUUCAAAAGUGCAUCGAAUGUGUUGAACCUAACGCAUUGCAGUUUAUUAUCGAUGCAUUCCGCAAUCAAGUUUACUCAUUGAGCACACACCCGUACGGAUGCCGAGUUAUUCAGAGGAUACUGGAACAUUGCACUACAGAACAGACUGCACCGAUUCUGGCUGAACUGCAUGCCAAUACCGAACAGUUGAUCCAGGACCAGUAUGGCAAUUACGUCAUUCAGCAUGUAUUGGAACAUGGUAAACCAGAGGACAAAUCGGUGUUAAUUGCUGCCGUACGAGGUAAAGUGUUGAUUCUAUCGCAGCACAAAUUCGCUUCCAAUGUGGUUGAGAAAUGUGUUACACACGCAACCAGAGCCGAACGUGCGCUGCUGAUUGAAGAGGUGUGCUCGUUCAAUGAUGCCGGUCUGCACGUGAUGAUGAAGGAUCAGUACGCAAACUAUGUGGUACAGAAGAUGAUAGACGUAUCGGAACCGACCCAGCGCAAGGUGCUACUGCAUAAGAUACGUCCCCACAUGAAUUCGCUGAAAAAAUACACUUACGGUAAGCACAUCAUUGCCAAGUUGGACAAGUUUUCGCUCAAGACGCCGAAUACGAUUGGCGGUAGUGGUGGCACCGCCGGCGGAGUAGUUGUAGGGGCGGGCACCGUCUCGAACAACACCGGCCCAGGGGUGGUCGAUGUUGGCAAUGGAACAAACGGAACUAACGGAGCCGCCACCGUCGGUCAGCAGUUAGUUAGUGCUAACGGGGGUGUUCCCAGCGGCGGAAGUAACGGCGUAGUGGUUAGCAAUAGUAACAAUGUAGGAGUUACCAACCUGGGUCCCAUCGGACCACCGCCCACCAAUGGGGUGAUGUAAGUUCAGUUCAGUGAAUUGUAAUCUGUUCAAUUCAGUAUGCAGGCAGAAGCUGCUCUGUCCUGCGAUAUCCAAGAUAAAUUAGAAUGCGCAGCCACUUUUCCGAGGGGUAGUGCGAGUCGGCACUGUAAUCUGCUUCGUGAAUGUGUCUUCGAUCGGCGGAGGAAAUGCACAGAACGAUCUUUUCGUAUACAAAAACGGAACAUCUGUAAAUAUUGUUUUAUAUUCGGAGAUUUUUUUCUCUCUCGCAAAGCUUUUGUUAGGUUAACGAUGGCUUUUUAAGUGGCAGGGUCAGAACCGAAAGACUUUGAGUAUUUAGGAACAAACUAUUGUUAUUCGAAUGAUGUACACACUAUCUCCCCGAUCAGCUAUUAAGUUAUUCUAUAGGCAGACGGAUCUCAGUCCUAAGAUAUAGAGCAAAUCGAAGAAGUAAAACGUAACCGAGAUCGGUUUUGUAGGAACGACUGUUCCUGUUAUGCCGUGUAUGAUUUUAGGGAUAAACAUACUGUAUUUUUAGAAUGAAAUAUUCUCCGCGAUAGAAGCGCAUUCCGAGAGAGAUUACCAGCAUGAUGUAAAGCAUCCUCACAGUUUUAUUUUAGCAAACACCGUUUCAGCCAUACAGUACAGUCGAAUGCUUAGUAGUAACCCGAAUUACAAUUUCAAAACCCAGAGAUUAUUGUGUCAGAAAAGUUUUAUUCCAUAGUUUUAUCCACAAACAAACACAACCCGUUAGUUUAAUAUGUCAGGAUAAUAGUCUGAUUCAGAAUAACAUUUAUUUUCCGGCUGAAAACAGUAACGACAGUAACAGAACAAACAAGCAAAGCACUUUAAGCUUUUCGAAUUAUUGUUGAUUAGAGAAUUUUCAGCAGAGUUUGACGGUGUACGAGACUCUUAUUGUGUAGAAUUUUUGCACUCAUAUAGAUAUAACUUAUUGAUCAGAGCAAAACGACGCAUUGUAAGAAGGAAAAGUGAAUAAGGAAAUCAUUGUCGUUAAUAUUUUAGGUGUACCAUGUAUUGUAAUCAACUUAUAGUUAUAGGAUUGGCCGGCGGGCAGAUGAUGAAAGCAAAACAGUUUGAAUGUGUAAAAAUCACUUAUAAAUAGUAGCUUAUUGGUAGACCUCGUUUUUACUAGCACACCGGCAGGGUGUAGAGAUCCACAUGUUCCGGAUCGCCUUAAGUCGUCGUGCGCUCGGUAGCAGAAGAACCGUAGACUAAGCGAAAAAUUGAGAUUUGUAUAAUUUGUAUUAUUUGGUUCACUUGUAUAAAAGAUAACGUAAUAACAGAAGAAAAAAAACAACGCAAUUGCGAUCAAACAGACAAACACACACAUAUUUUAAUGCGGUUUACUGUUUUACCAUUGAUGGAGGUUUAUCGCCUCUUCGUUGAAGACACGGCUACAAGAGAGGCUCAUUCAUCGAAACUAUGCACGUGCGAGAGCCGUUUGCAUAGUGAUCUGCCGACGACGACGGCGGCGCGAUACAAAACUGGAUAGGUUGAACGAGACAAAAACCAACCGCGUAGCUAUUAUCAACACUGGGAGUGAACAUGGGCGUUGUUCGAACGACAUGCUAAUUUGAAAAUAAUUUCCAUUCAUUCAUUUUUGCUUUUCAUACUGGCGAAGCGUACAAAACACUCCCAAUCAAACCUUCGAAGAUGCAAUUGUCUUCGAACGAGACGGAAGUGACGUCUCUUCGAAGGAAAUCUUGCUCUGUCUGUCUGUGGAGGUGAGUUUUCUUAUUGCCCCAAACUUGCAUCAUCGAAGGGUACCCAUUUACGUUAGUAGACGCCAGUGAGUAAGGAGAAUAUAACGAGUUUUACCCGCUUUAUUUGAACUCAGACUCGACAAGUGGACGAAUCUUCGUGUAUAACAGAAGGAAAAGAGACGAACAAUGUAGGUUUAAGCCGAUCAAACAUUUGAACAUUUUCCAGCUGGGAAACUAAAAUUCAUAGAACGUUUAAAGGUGAAAAAAUGAUAUCGGUUAGUUAUUUUAUUAAUAGAAAACAAGCUGGCAUAGGGAUCAUUUUUUCGGAGAAUUUGAAUAAGUACACCACGUGGGUCACAGCCGCCGAUAGAAACUGUGGUGCACAGGGUGUUCAAGCGCGAGGAGUUUAACAUUACACAUAUAAUCAGUAAUCGUAUUGGUAACGAACAAUCAAGCAAAAAAGUAAAGCAAACAAAAACAUAGCUUCGGGAGUUUCCAUCCACACGGUGGUGUCUCAGGAAGAAGGAUACGAGAAAUCGUCAGGUGAGGUUUUGAGAUCUCCCGGGGCUGCUCUCUAUCGUUCUCGUUUUUCUCCGGAAUUUCGACUAUUUUCCAUUUAUAUUUUUCUUCUCGUUUCAAAACUUUACAAGAAACAUCAAUCUUGUCCUAGCUAAACAUUAUAUGGUCAGAAAUAAAUUUACUUGAAAUAGGUAAGACAUAGGCAAACUAGGACUGCUUCGAAAAACAAAUGUAUUUUUGACACCCACACACAUUAGUAGUGAAAAUUAAGCUAUUAUUGAUGAACCAUCAAAUUUGGCAUUGACCAUACUAAAAAGCAGUGUGGGAAUUUUGAAAACUAUCCUCAAACUCUACUACUUAAGCAUUUAUAGAGGAUAUAACAGCUAAUAUCAUUUCAAGGCCUGGAAUUAUGGAAACGUUUUUUAAUAGCAAAGCUGUGAGCUCAAUCACAACACAAGAAUUAGUAAUGCAUCAAAGCAUUGCAGUAAGACCCUGAACCAUGAUAGCAUUUAUUACGCAACAGAUAAAGUUGGAAGUAAACGAACGUUUUCCUCUCCAAUAAUUGAAGGUAGUGUUUAAAGGCAGAACGAUAAUAAAAAUAAGAAAAAAAUGCUAAAAAUUCGAACAUUUGCAUAUAUCUAUAUCUAUAUAAAUAUACAUACAGUAACAGACACAAAAUGAAACUAGUAGUGUAACAAUGCGGCGAGUUUCCUGUUUCACAAGCAUUAAUUUCCUGUCAAUUUUUCAUGUAAUGGUAAAAGUACUAACGUAAGCCAGUGUAAAAAUGAAAACAAAACAAAAAAAACAGAAACAUCUCCACACACCCCCCACACUCAUAAUAAUGUAAACUAGCAAACAGAGGGCUCGUGUGGUUCUGUCGUAGUAGUGGUUAAACGUACUCAAUGUGUCCACUUAGUAGACUAAACCGUGCAGCGAAAGAUUUUCGUUUUCGGUAGAUGUACAUGUACGACGAUGGGAAUUACUUGCUCCGCUGAAGCGGCAUGGGUGUUAGUUAUUUAAGACAGUGUGCUGCUUUUGCACAUGUGUUACAGGAGAGGAAAGGAAAUCAUAUUAAAUAGCAUCUAUUUUCACAAAAGCUCCUAACGAACGAUGGAAAAAUGAUAGCGAUUUUCAAGAAGAAAAAAAAAAUACACAUACAGCUGCUGCACAGUGGUAGUGGUUUUUAAGAUCAUUUAUUUACGGAUUUAUUUUAAAGCUUAGUGUCGAAGUAGGUGGUGUAACUGUAGGAGCAAAAUCCUACUCAAUUGCUUUUGAAGAUUUUGAUCAGUGAAAAUUUUAAACAUUAUAUUAGUGCGCAUUUUUUUAUGAUACAAUAUGACAACUAUUUAUUGCUUAUCUUUUUUGAUAACUCUCUUCUUCUUCAUCAUCUCAUACCUUCCGGUUAUCGGCACCUCACUUGAGAUGCCGCCAAUACACACAGUUCAGAACUGCACAGGAAAUGUAAUUAUCCUGCCUGAUGGAGUGUUCCAGAGGUUUUCCAAUUAUUUUAACCUGUCCGAAAUAUGUUGUUCCGAGAGGUCUGCAAAAUACUUCUCCGUGGGUUUUCCUCACAUGAACUGUUUUUCAAUCAUCUUUUGAAACAUAAUAGUCAGGGAGAAUCAAGUUCGGCCAAUUAAGUGGGCGAGAAAACAAUGUGUGUGUCUACGCAUUGAGUUGUAAAAACUUUGUUUCACUAUAAUUACAGCCUUCAAUCACUCCAACAAUGCGCAAUAAUACUAGCUGUUGAUUGAUUGUUUAUCCUUUUUUGAUGUAGUUCACAAAAAGCAUGCCAUGAGAACUUCGCAGCCGAUUCAUAACGUACAGAAUCAUUGCAUGGCUAGUACUAUAAAUCCUACUGACACUAAAAAAAUCCUUCCAGGUCGGGGUUCGAACAUACGACAACUGGCUUGCAAGACUAGCGACUUAUGCAUUGAACCGCCAACUCGGGCUAUUUCACGAUUAAAGUCUCAUAUGAUCAUUUCGAACUCUUACUUGAUUGCAAUGUAUUUAAUACGUAAUUUCGAUUCAAAAUUUAUGCACAAAACUAUUGAGUUCCACUUCACCCGGAAUCUGGCCGAAGAUAUCAUUUUACAAAUAUAUUCAGUUGUUAGACAGUUUAUUGAUGAUUUUCGAAUGUCAAUUUACUCUAUAAUAAAAGAAGACAGCUCUUUCAACAAUUGAACGUAAACUAUAUUCAAACAAUACAAUAGCAAACUGUACUGCUUGACGUAUUGGAAGAAUUUUUUUUCGAUUCCGCAUUUGAAGAUCGAUUAUUGCACCCAAACCGAUUUGCACCCUCUCAAUUUGCUGCGAACGUAGAAUUCAAUUGCAUUUGCAUCCAGUCGAAGCCGCUCCAUUGUCCAAAUGUCAUCAUAGAUUCAAGAAGAGGCAAGUGUAAAGAGCUUGUUGUCACUUAAUUUUGUCACCAUGUUUUUAUUGAUUCAUAACUCAUUUCUGAAAUUAAGUAGACAACAUAAACCGUUAUCCGAUAACUCUUCGAUUCGCUACCACUCGCAGCAGCUGUUGUAUAAGUUUAUUUAAGUUUAGUUUAGUUGUAAUGUUUUUUUUAAAUUGUACUAUUAACAAUACUAGCUAAAGCAUUUUCUCUUCGUUAGUUUUGCGACUGAAACCUUCUAGCCGGUUUAUAAGCGAAUGUCAUCUGUUCUCAGUGUAAGUAGAACAUUAUCAACCCUCCGUCAGUCACAGUUUCAGGACGAAUGCAUUCACAUUCAACCUAUCCUACCCGACUCUUGUUUUGAGCUUAAGCAUUGAUCAUAGAAUAAAAAUCAUGGAAAACUUGACUGGAGCUGUCAACCUAAGUUCUAUAUUAAUCAAAUAUGUGAGAUACUUUACGAUGCUAAUUAAUUUAUUUAAAUGAAAAAAUAAAAAUGAUGAAUCUGAUUCUAAAAGAUUUGAUUAGUGACACAAUAUAAACAGUCCCUAAGAUGUAAGUUCUCUGAAAGUAAUGGUAUGAUUACUAGGUAAACUACCUGGUUUAAUCUGCCAAAAAAACAUUGUGAUCGGCGGAGGGUUAAAAUGUAGUUGAAUUACUUUAGGUUAGAAAUACGACAGUCAAAGUGCACGGAAUACUUGGCGAGGGACGUUCUCUUUUCGCUAGAAUCUCUCCUCACUGAUUGACUGCACACACACACGGGCUUCGAAUUCGGAACCUACGUUUUAGAGAAGACCCGUCCGUACUCGCCAACUGUUUAGUGCACUGGGACCCACCAUCAUGCGGCUAAUGGUUUUAGGAUAAUUUUCUGUCACCAAUUUCGGUUUUCAGAUAAUAGAAUAGAGCAAACAAACAAACAAAAAAUACAGCACAUUUUCAAAUGGCUGCAAUGAAAUCUUUUCGACCGACAUGUAGUUUUUUUUCUGUGUUAGGAAUCAAUACUAGUGUAGAAUUUUCUAACAUUAAUAUUACUAAAACCGACAUCUGAACAGUGGAUUUAGUAUAAAAAAAUAAAUGAAAGGGAAAACUUAAAUGGCCCGAAAGUGGAUGAAGAUAAUGUUGUAUAUCGCUGUACAAAAUUUAUAUAGUUAUUUUAUACUGAACAUGGGCAAACCAGAAGAAAACUUUUAGCAAAUCAGCAUAAAACACGCGAAAACCGACACUAUUUUUAACUGUACAUUAGAACACUUGUAGAAAUUGAAAAUAUAAAAUAACAUCGCCUCCUCGAUCGUUUGAAAUUUUAAAUCAGCAGUUACUCAGCUUCGGAUAGUUGUAAAAUUUCCUGUAUCAAACAUCCUUGUGUUUUAUGGAAUCGAGUCACUUUUGUACAGUUGACUCAUCAUUACAUUGCAUCCUGCUGUGUCUACUUCUAAUAGUGACUUCAUUGUUGCGAUGAAGAUACUCGAACAGAGUAGAUGUAAAUAACCCGUUGUAGUAUUAGUUUGAAGUGUUGUUGAUCACUUGAUCCGAAAACGAGCAAGAGAUUUUCCAAUGUGUCCUUGGAUGGUGUAAUCAGUUUGUUUUUUUCGUCCGUGCAAUUCUUCAUUGCAGAACGGCCGAAAGGAUGCCGAGUAGUGUAACUGUAUAGGAACGCCAUUUUGUUAUUUGUUUUUAUCUAUGGAAUCUAUUACGUACGAGUGCUGCGUCCCGGACGCAGUGCUAUAAUGAAAACAACACUAAAAUAUUGUCAUUGAAAAGAAGCAAUCUCAGCGACUAUAGGCACUCCUUAAACCCGUACAAGAAUCUAGCAGAGAGGACAGUUCGUAUACAGCCCGUGAGAUCGAAAUGUAUAAAAAUGUAAUGAAAAUAAUUGUAAUAUGUUUGUAAAUCGGACUUUUUCUAUAAAUAUAUUUUAUCAAAGCAAAACCACGCGCGAACCUGUAAAGACAGAUCAUCAAAAUACGAAAAAAAGUAAUCAUCCAGUGUUAAGGCAAAAAUCGUGAUAUGUACAGAGAAGUUUUUUUACUAACCCGACGAAGAAAACAAAAGAAGAAAAAAAAGUCAACCAACACAAUCUGGAACAAAAUGAAACCUGGUUCGGUUUUGUAUAAAGUACAAUUCAAACUAUUCGUUGUAGCCAGUUGAGAGUAUUUAUUUAACACUUGCCUAUUAUAGAGCAUAACGUAACAUACACACACAAACACUCACAUUCGAAACCGGAAAGUACAGUCCCGUCAGUGAAGUAUGUAAUUUUGUUGUGUCUACAACAUAUUUUUGACUAGAAAGGAAAAACGAUCUGUGAUUAAAUUCUUCUUCUUCUUCUUUUACAAAUUAUGUUUGUUCAAAUAUUUUAUAGAAAAAGAAGAAAAACAACCAGCUUUGAACAUAGUGCGAUCGUCCGAUCGCUGUAAAAUGUGUACAAUUUUAUAAAUAGGCUAUUUUAAAAAUUGAACGAAGUGAAAUUAUUGAAAAAUGUUUCCGCCUUCAGGGAUCCAUAGGACAAACAAACAAAAAAAAAAAAUAAAAGAAACAGGAAUACCGAGCAAAUGAAAUUUUUAUCAAUAUUCAUGUGUCGUGGAUGUUUAUUUUGUGCGAACAUCGUUCUUUAGAAUGCAUUUCCAGGAAGCGAAAAUAUUUUUGUACAGCAAAAAUAAACAGCAAUUUUUAUACGCAAAACGCACAGAGUUCGGACUUGAGAAUUUUGCUUUGUACAAUAAUCGUGUAAAUUUAUUUCCCAAUCUCACUGAUUUGUAAUUAAACAAACGGAAUCUAAUGGCGAACUGUAGAAGGAGACUCGACCUAACGCAAGGGCAAACUGUACAUUUUUGUGAAAAAUAUCAUCUGUACAAAUGUAACCAACAUACACAUUCACACAAACACUCACACCGAGACAAACUAGCGAACGAAAAGACCCUUUGGGAAAGAUUGCAACUUUGCCAACCGAAAAAAAAGAAAAACAGCCCGCGAAGUGGCAAACUCUAACAGAUAAAAUCAAUGACAAUAUUUUUGAUUUUCAUUCCGCUUCAAGCAACACGUUUUUGCAUUUGUGACCAGGAAUAUUCCUUCGUUGAAAAACAAAUUUUCGCGCCCGGCAAAUCCGGUGUACUUUAGUUGAACACUUUGCUUGACGAUUCUAGGCAAACAAAAAAACGCUAAUCCAAUACGAAACAACAGCGAUGUAUAUAAAAUAGUCACAAUAGGCAAACUCCCGUCGGUUUAAUAAAGAACAACAAAUUGCAACAUUCUAGCAAUCAAAUAGGACAAGUUGUGAAAGAAAACUGCCAUCACUCGCAAGUAAAAUUGUAUUAGAAUGAUGAACUAACUGUUAAUAAAAGUAGCUGGCUUUUUAUUUAUUUUUUUCGAAUUACAGAACAUAAUCGAAUGUGAGGCACAGUCGUUGUCUCUCUAUUUUUUCAUGAUACAUCCCAAAAUAGUUAAAUCUUCUACAAUAAUAGCAACAAUCAAAACCCAAAAUUUAUGCAAUUCAUGUCACAGCAUUGGACUCUUGAAUCAAAAAUUAAAGACGGUCAAAUUCACUUCAGUUGAUUGAAAUUCAAGUAAUUCCUUCUACCAGAGCAGAUAUCACAAGGACCUGCUGAAAUUGAACGUGGAUAGAUUUCCAUCGGAAUGUUUCAUUUUUUUUCAGCAGACAUUCAGAAUAAACUGGAACGACUUUAUUGAGUGUUUUAUAGCUACUACUAAAAUUCACGAAUCAUUUGCAGACCCGUUAUAUCUUAUGAUCGUAGAAGGCCGUUGCUUUGUCCAGAGAAUUAGCUUGUUUAUUUUAUUUCUUAGUAGGCUGAGUAGACCGAUACACAAAAGAAAAGCCUGCUCAUUUAUUAUAAACUUAUUUUCUGUGUCUUGAAAAUAUUUUCGACAAACAAGAACGUGAAUGAAUUAAUUGGAAAAAGGGUGUAAAGUGUGAAGCUUUGAUAGACAAAACCAAAUAGCAAACGAGUGCGGAUAUGUUUUUAAUUUCAAAACGGACAGUCAUUUCCGAUUCGAGAAUUUUGAUGCGCGUGAUUGGCACAACAUCGGAGGGCCAAUCGGACACUAAAUUAUGAGGCGAUGGUUAAAAUUUAAUUUAUUAAGUACGAUGCAAAUAAAACAUUAAAAAAAACUACUCCCAGCUGAGACAAACGUAUGAAAUAAACAGAGAAAAUAAUUACUGAGAUUUUCCAAUUUUAGCUUUAGUUUCAAUAAUUUUAUCAGUAAGCAUUUUCACAUUUUAUGCUGCUCUAUACAUUUUUUUAUUCGAACAAUUGUAAACAAUGUAGGUAUUUCACUUAUAUCUUUUUUUUUGCAAGAAAAAAGUUGUAGUUUAUAGCGGUAAAUCAAACAGAGAAUAGACUUGCGCAUCAUUUCGUUUGCUCAUCAUUUUCCUUCAUCUGUAUGUUUCUGUAAUUGUCAUAACAAGCGUGUGGAAACGCAGCUCUCCUCUAUCAUUAUAAUCAUUUAACUAUCAUUAUAAUAAUGAAUAAUACUACUUUUCUGAUGUAAGCAAAUAUCGUACAGGUUGUAAACUGAGGACAGCUUAAUUUAUUUUAUGUUUCUUACUACUGUUGGAACACUAGCAACGUCAGUUGGUGAGAGGAGUAGGAAUAACAGUGAAAAAGUAAGGGAGGAGAAUGGAAAAAAAUAAACAAAAAUUCAAUACUAUAUGUAUAAUUUUUGGAGAAAUACUUUGAAAUAAAGCCCUAUAAAUAAUGCAUUAUAUAUGAAAAUAAUAUUAAUAAUGAUGCAACUAUAAAUAUUAUACUAUUAUCAAGUAAAUAUAAAUUUUCUGUAAUAUUGAA